This is a messenger RNA of Salvia hispanica, 582 nucleotides long. The record is from RefSeq and is a predicted model, not a curated record. Lineage: Eukaryota; Viridiplantae; Streptophyta; Magnoliopsida; Lamiales; Lamiaceae.
AUGGCCUUCCAACUAUUUUCAAUCUUCAUGAUCAUCUCAAUUUUCCUUCUUCUUCCGUCAUCCAUUUCCCCCGGUCCAGUCGCCAAACCCGGAUGUCCGGACCGGUGUGGGAAGUUACCCAUCCCAUAUCCAUUCGGAGUCGGCCCGGAUUGCUCCCUCGACCCGUCCUUCAACAUCAGCUGCAUAGCUUCCACCUCCACGGAUCCUCCAAAAGCGUACAUCACAAUUCUUGAUAAAGAAGUGAUCGAAAUAAACGAAACGUAUGUUCGGGUCAAGUAUCCUAACUUCUUGGCGUCCGCUUGCUACGGCCUGCCUGGGUAUAAUGAGCCGCACGGUGCGGCUGUGAAUCUGUCGGGGACUCAGUACACGCUGUCGUCGGAGAACUGGCUGACCGCCAUCGGGUGCGACGAUAUGGUGCUGGGGAAUGAGCAGCCGAAUGGGAGCUCGGUGGGGAGCAGCUGCGCCUCGCUUUGCGGCGAGAGGAAUCACACCGGCGGCGUUGGGUAUUGCCCGGAUAACGGGUUUUGGUCGGUGCUCGGUAAUGGCUGUUGCCGGGCUCCCGUUACCGGAGGUAAUCGUUAA